CCGCGAGCCCGCAUCAUGGAUGUCGAGCUCUCCUAUUUCGCUUUGCUCGCCUUGGAAUCCGAGACUCCAGACGAGGACCAGGAUUCAUGAGCCGGUCCCAGGGGCCCAGGCAGGGGCCUCUGGCUCCCGUCGCUGGCCGAGAGGUGAUGAGUGAGAUCGGAAGAUCGCAAGAUUUAAAAAGCAACCGGGUCCUCCGUAUUGAAUGAAAGACCCAGUGCAAAGGCAUCACCAUGAACACGAGCAUUCCUUAUCAGCAGAAUCCUUAUAAUCCCCGAGGCAGCUCCAAUGUCAUCCAGUGCUACCGAUGUGGAGACACCUGCAAAGGGGAAGUGGUUCGUGUCCACAAUAACCACUUCCACAUCAGAUGCUUCACCUGCCAAGUGUGUGGCUGUGGCCUGGCCCAGUCGGGCUUCUUCUUUAAGAACCAGGAGUACAUCUGCACUCAGGACUACCAGCAGCUCUAUGGCACCCGCUGCGACAGCUGCCGGGACUUCAUCACCGGGGAGGUCAUCUCUGCCCUGGGCCGCACCUACCACCCCAAGUGCUUCGUGUGCAGUUUGUGCAGGAAACCUUUCCCCAUUGGAGACAAGGUGACCUUCAGCGGGAAGGAAUGCGUAUGUCAGACGUGCUCCCAGUCCAUGACCAGCAGUAAGCCCAUCAAGAUCCGCGGACCGAGCCACUGUGCCGGGUGCAAGGAGGAAAUCAAGCACGGCCAGUCGCUCCUGGCGCUGGACAAGCAGUGGCACGUCAGCUGCUUCAAAUGCCAGACCUGCAGCGUCAUCCUCACGGGGGAGUACAUCAGCAAGGACGGUGUUCCGUACUGCGAAUCUGACUACCACUCCCAGUUUGGCAUUAAAUGCGAGACUUGUGACCGAUACAUCAGCGGCAGGGUCUUGGAGGCAGGAGGGAAGCACUACCACCCGACCUGUGCCAGAUGCGUACGCUGCCACCAAAUGUUCACGGAGGGGGAGGAGAUGUACCUCACCGGUUCUGAGGUGUGGCACCCCAUCUGCAAACAGGCAGCCCGGGCAGAGAAGAAGUUAAAGCAUAGGCGGACGUCUGAAACUUCCAUCUCGCCCCCUGGCUCCAGCAUCGGGUCACCCAACCGAGUCAUCUGCGCUAAAGUGGAUAAUGAGAUCCUUAAUUACAAAGACCUGGCAGCUCUCCCCAAGGUUAAGUCCAUCUACGAGGUACAACGCCCCGACCUCAUUUCCUACGAGCCUCAUUCCAGAUACACGUCCGACGAGAUGCUGGAGAGAUGUGGCUAUGGAGAGUCGCUGGGAACACUAUCUCCCUACUCCCAGGACAUCUACGAGAACCUGGACCUCCGACAGAGAAGGGCCUCGAGCCCUGGCUACAUCGACUCCCCCACCUACAGCCGGCAGGGCAUGUCUCCCACCUUUUCCCGCUCACCUCACCACUACUACCGCUCUGGGCCCGAGAGUGGCCGGAGCUCUCCAUACCAUAGCCAGUUAGAUGUGAGGUCCUCCACUCCGACCUCUUACCAGGCUCCCAAGCACUUUCACAUCCCAGCUGGAGAAAGUAACAUCUACCGGAAACCCCCGAUCUACAAACAGCAUGGAGAUUUGUCAACAGCAACCAAAAGCAAAACAAGUGAAGACAUCAGCCAGGCCUCCAAGUAUAGUCCAGCCUACUCACCAGACCCCUACUAUGCUUCAGAGUCUGAGUACUGGACCUACCAUGGGUCCCCCAAAGUGCCCCGAGCCAGAAGGUUCUCAUCUGGAGGAGAGGAAGACGAUUUUGACCGCAGCAUGCAUAAGCUCCAGAGUGGAAUUGGCCGGCUGAUUCUGAAGGAGGAGAUGAAGGCCCGCUCCAGCUCCUACGCAGAUCCCUGGACCCCGCCCCGGAGCUCCACCAGCAGCCGGGAGGCUCUGCACACAGCUGGCUAUGACAUGUCCCUCAAUGGCUCCCCACGGUCCCACUACCUGGCUGACAGCGACCCCCUCAUCUCCAAGUCUGCCUCCCUGCCUGCCUACCGAAGAAACGGGCUACACAGGACCCCCAGCGCAGACCUCUUUCACUAUGACAGCAUGAACGCCGUCAACUGGGGCAUGCGAGAGUACAAGAUCUACCCGUAUGAACUGCUGCUCGUGACCACAAGAGGAAGAAAUCGACUGCCCAAGGAUGUGGACCGGACACGUUUAGAGCGCCACCUGUCCCAGGAGGAGUUCUACCAGGUCUUCGGUAUGACCAUCUCUGAGUUUGACCGGCUGGCCCUCUGGAAGAGGAAUGAACUGAAGAAGCAAGCCCGGCUGUUCUAGGCAGAGGCUCUAUAAAUAUAUAUGCAUUUAUAUAAAGAUAUAUGUAAAAUCUCUAUACUGAA
Messenger RNA from Suricata suricatta (meerkat), 2344 nucleotides. RefSeq names its product actin binding LIM protein family member 3 (gene ABLIM3). Gene Ontology annotation, cellular component: stress fiber; actin cytoskeleton. The record is from RefSeq and is a predicted model, not a curated record. Gene Ontology annotation, molecular function: actin filament binding. Gene Ontology annotation, biological process: cilium assembly; cytoskeleton organization; lamellipodium assembly. The coding region runs from base 231 to 2282 and encodes 683 amino acids. The transcript is spliced from 24 exons. NCBI's taxonomy places the organism in Eukaryota, Metazoa, Chordata, Mammalia, Carnivora, Herpestidae.